UUGGAUGAUUCUACUAAUUUUUCGGCAAAAAUACUGUGUAUUUCUUUACACAAUUUUAUGUAACACUAUAUAUUUACUUGAUUUUAUAUGAUUCAGCUUAUAAAUUGUUAUUUCUGAAAAGAAUUUGUUUUCCAUCUAUGGUCUGGCCAAAAAUAGAUGCAGGCUCAUUGUUUAUAUGUUGUGGAGGCUAACUAACUAGCGUAUGACUAGUACUUGCAUAGUUGAGUGUCAACAAGAAAAAAGGAAGGAACUUAUAACCGCUUUAUCCUUUUUUCUUAUUUACAUUGCAUUUCCACUAUAAAAAAAAAUGGAUAUCUUUUUUGAGAAGAACUUACAAAGUCUAAUGGAGACGAUGGAGCAACAAAGACAUUCACUCUCUUCAGUGCCUAUGCUCUCUAGGCUUGAUCACUUAGAUUUCGUUACAAAUAAUCUAGAAAGACAACAAAACCUUGCCAAAUGGAAAGGCGAAAGCUCAUCUAUUACACGCGGAUUAAUUGAUAGGGGCAUGAUGGUGAGAGAAGCUCAUUUUAAAGGAUCGUUACUUGACAGAAUCGCUACUCUAGAGACCAGGCUUUUCCAGUUGGAAUCUAGUAAUGCAUCUUCUACUUCAAUUGGGGAGUCCGGUGAAACAUCAAGCCAGAGGAUUAAGAGAGAUUUGACAAAGACAUUACCCAUUUUCAAUAGCAACAUUAAUCCUUUUCAUACUCCCUUGCAACAUCCACAAGACCCUAGGGAGACUGAAACGAAGAUUAAAAAAGAGACAGAGAAGGAGAUAAAUAUUGAGAAAUCAUUACUGGAGAAUAAGAAGAAGAACUUUGCUAAUGAAACUUGCAAGCCAAAGAAGAAGACAAAAUCUCCUAAGAAAUGGUCUCGAUGUAACUUAUUGGGUUGCUAAACCACGCGGUCGGAUGGUCAAGGUGUUCUGUGGAUCUUCAAGGGAUCCGAAUUCGAAUCCGCACCACACUAGAUUUCUACAGCGUGUGGCUAUCGAAGCUUUUACAUUCUCUCUCCGAAGAAUGGUUUACCAUUUUUUUAUUGGGUUGCUAAUCUAUUUUCUUGGGACGGCAUUAUUUCAUAUUUCAUUUGAACCUAAGUUCUCCUU
Messenger RNA from Brassica oleracea var. oleracea, 1102 nucleotides. RefSeq lists its product as uncharacterized. NCBI's taxonomy places the organism in Eukaryota, Viridiplantae, Streptophyta, Magnoliopsida, Brassicales, Brassicaceae. The record is from RefSeq and is a predicted model, not a curated record. The coding region runs from base 308 to 895 and encodes 195 amino acids. The transcript is spliced from 4 exons.